This is a messenger RNA of Penicillium oxalicum, 1548 nucleotides long. RefSeq names its product glutamate decarboxylase. Gene Ontology annotation, molecular function: glutamate decarboxylase activity; pyridoxal phosphate binding. The record is from RefSeq and is a predicted model, not a curated record. NCBI's taxonomy places the organism in Eukaryota, Fungi, Ascomycota, Eurotiomycetes, Eurotiales, Aspergillaceae. Gene Ontology annotation, biological process: L-glutamate catabolic process. Gene Ontology annotation, cellular component: cytosol. The coding region runs from base 1 to 1548 and encodes 515 amino acids. The transcript is spliced from 4 exons.
AUGGUCCAUCUUGCGCCCGUCAAGAACGAUGACCAGGUCUUUGACCCUCAGUCUCGCGUAGUCGAUUCCCUCCCCGCACCUCAACCAGACGAGAAUGACUUCUACACCAAUGUUUACGGCAGCCACUUCGCGGUUGACCACCUACCUCAACAUGAGAUGCCAGAACGUGAAAUGCCCCGUCAGGUGGCUGCUCGUAUGAUCAAGGACGAGCUGAGCCUGGACGGAAACCCCAAGCUCAACCUCGCCAGUUUCUGUACAACAUACAUGGAAGACGAGAUUGAACAAAUCAUGACCGACUCGUUCAGCAAGAACUUCAUUGACUACGAAGAAUACCCGCACUCGGCUGAAAUUCAAAAUCGAUGCAUCAACAUGAUCGCCCGUCUCUUCAAUUGCCCCACCAACGUUCGCGAUGAGAACGCCAUGGGCACCUCUACCGUUGGUUCCUCGGAGGCAAUCAUGCUCGGCACCUUGGCCAUGAAAAGACGCUGGCAAAACAAGCGCAAGGCCGAGGGCAAGGACUACUCGCGACCCAACAUCAUCAUGAACAGUGCGGUUCAGGUGUGCUGGGAGAAAGCCGCCCGGUACUUUGAGGUUGAGGAGCGGUACGUCUACUGUACCGAGGAGCGCUAUGUCAUGGAUCCCAAGCAGGCCGUUGAUCUUGUGGACGAGAACACCAUCGGUAUCUGUGCGAUCAUCGGUACCACCUAUACUGGUGAGUAUGAGGAUGUCAAGGCCAUGAAUGACCUCCUCGUGGAGCGCGGCAUUGACUGCCCGAUUCACGUCGAUGCGGCCAGCGGUGGCUUCGUUGCCCCAUUCGUUGUGCCUGACAUGGAAUGGGACUUCCGCCUCGAGAAGGUGGUCUCUAUCAACGUUUCUGGACACAAAUAUGGUCUCGUCUACCCCGGUGUGGGUUGGGUGAUCUGGCGAUCCCCCGAGUUCCUUCCUCAGGAGCUCGUGUUCAACAUCAACUACCUGGGGGCUGACCAGGCCAGCUUUACCCUGAACUUCUCCAAGGGUGCUUCACAGGUGAUUGGGCAAUAUUACCAGCUCAUUCGUCUGGGCAAGCACGGCUACCGGUCAAUCAUGUCCAACCUCACCCGCAUCGCUGACUACAUGUCCGAUCAAUUGAAGGAGAUGGGCAUGGUUAUCAUGAGCAAGGGCCAUGGAAAUGGUCUGCCCCUGGUGGCAUUCCGCUUGCCUCCCAAGCAGGAGCGUGUCUGGGACGAGUUUGCGCUGGCGCAUCAGCUGCGGGAGCGUGGCUGGAUCGUCCCCGCCUACACCAUGGCACCCAACAGCAACCAGCUCAAGAUGAUGCGGAUUGUCGUGCGGGAAGACUUUAGCAUGACCCGAUGCGACAGUCUCUUGGCCGAUGUGAAGCUGGCUUUGCAGUCUCUCGAGGCGAUGGAUGCGUCCAUGGCGGAAAGGUACAAGACACACGUGCGCAAUCACCGUGAGCACCCACAUCACAAGCAGCGCUCCCACGGAGCAUACCAGAACGAGAAACACUCCCUCCAGGGCAAAGCUGGCAAGACGCACGGUGUCUGCUAA